Molecule: messenger RNA, 1926 nt
Organism: Fomitiporia mediterranea MF3/22
Lineage: Eukaryota; Fungi; Basidiomycota; Agaricomycetes; Hymenochaetales; Hymenochaetaceae
Exons: 3
Source: RefSeq, a predicted model, not a curated record
GACGCACAGCUUCUCAUCAGUCCCUCGGGCAACGCGACUCACUUCCAGAAGGGCUAUCUCGGUGCCAAUGAUGAGCGAGCAGCCAUUGAGGGCGAGCUGCAGAUAAAGGGUGUCCCACUUGACAUUUGGGAGAGCUUGACCAUUACACUUACAUCGACCGAGUCGGACGGGAAACAACAAAUCGAGCUCAACUCGGUCCCCGUCAACUUGUACUCUCGCAAUGGUCAGUCUGGUUCAAAUGCGUACACGGUUGCAUCGUCCAUCCCUUUCGCCAUACCGCUUACACCGGAUACUCCUCAGUGUCUGCACGCCGGGCGCUCAUCGCUCUCCCAUGUCUUGACGGCCACAUUGCUCACCUCAGACCCGGCUCUUCCGGUCCUGUCUCGUAGUAUCAACGUCCACACCAAAAAAUUUACAUCACAUCUAACGGAUUGCGAGGUACAACCUCGCUCUGUUUCAUUAAGCAGUCCGACCACCGUUCAAGUCGAAGUUGCCAGGACAAGCUACCGGGUCAAUGAGCCCAUACCUGUCUACGUUACUAUCCCUCCUCCUGAUCGAAGCGUCAUCCUUGAUCAUGGCUUCACCCUAAGGAGCGUUAGAGCGGAGCUUAUUCGUACGAUCAAAGUGCAAAAUCAAGAUCAAGCUGAUGCGCCCCAAGACAACGGUGUUGCAGACGAAAUCGAUGGAGAUGACGCCUCAGAUGCUGACGACGAUUCGGACUCGGCGUCAAGUAACGGCGUUCCUCCUAGCGCGGAGUUCUCAGGCGCAUUCGGUAACUCGGGAUCCACCUCGUACGCGGCGACGUCUUCCAACGUACCAGUGUCCUUUGGCGGGACUGACUUUCCGAACGAGACGAUUGUCGCCCGUUCUGGGAGCUCUUGUCGAUUCCACACGUCUCGACCCGUGAAGCUAAGGCUUGUUCUCCAUAGCAGCCUUCCCAGUGGCUCACCAAACGGAACCAGCGCCCGACUUCCUGAACCGGAAGGUUCCUUCGUAGAUAGAGACUCCCAAUGCGCGUCAAUUUCUCAGUCGACAGUCCUACACUCUGUUGAGUUCCUGAUACAAGUCCGGACAACGUUUUUACACGUCUCAACGCGUUCGGAACGGACUUUCCCACUCAUCAUACCAGUCACUAUCCUCCCUCCUCCAGCACCAUUGCCAGAACUAGAUCCUUCACUCGACUCUGCAUAUCGAAAGAAGCACGACCGUCCGCCAGUGAAGACUGUCAGGCGAGAGGACUCAGACGUCUACACUGACGAAUACGAGACUGGACAGCCAGGGCCGAGUGCGAUCCCAGGUGGAGCGCCACCACCAUUUGAUGAUGCCCCACCGCCGUUCUUCUCUGUUGGCGAAGCAUCGACGUCCCGACUUCCGACCUUCUUUGAAUCGGAAUCUGAGAUCAUCGUACCCUCUGAGGAUCAUCCUGCUGUGGGAAACGCGCUUUUGCCGCCUCAUGGUGAGUUGAUGAGCAUUCUGGGUGAGGGUGUGUUGUUUGGUUUCCCUGCGUCGGAGAGGUAUGACGGACAUUCGGACGAGAUGACGCGCUCGGCGACUCCGCCGCCAUCACUUGAGAUGGCAGAGAGCGAUCAGGAUGUGACCAACCUCGCGGAGCUCGUGGACCAACCUGAACGCGCAAUUGACGCGCUCAACCUCGUCCUGGAAGAGCAACAAGAGAUAUCCCGCUCGCGAGCGGACGGAGACCUUCUCCCGCCUCCUCCACCUCCGCCAAUGGACGACCCGUCGGACCCACCACCAUCCAUCGACUCCGAGUUUCAAGCGCCGACUGCGCUGGACGUAUCAAGUAGGAGGCCUAGCGUUCCAGAGGAGCCAUCUGGGAUAUCACCAUCCCAUGCUCCUCCUCCGUACCUUAACCCUGUGACACCAGGGGACACGGAACAUGUGAGCGGACCACCACCAUACGUGGAC